Coffea arabica (coffee) is the source of this 882-nucleotide messenger RNA. The record is from RefSeq and is a predicted model, not a curated record. NCBI's taxonomy places the organism in Eukaryota, Viridiplantae, Streptophyta, Magnoliopsida, Gentianales, Rubiaceae.
AUGGGGAUCAAGUUGAUGUCUAUCCUAAUGCUGCAAGUCACUUUGGUAGCAAUAAGCAGAGGGGUCCCAAGGAAUGGUUCCAGCUCGAAACAGAAUUUUGGUCCCAAGUUUGCAGUAAAAAGCAUUCAGAGCGAAGAUGGGGAUGUAAUUGAUUGCAUUGGCAUUCACAACCAACCUGCUUUUAAUCAUCCUGCGUUGAGAAAUCACAAAAUCCAGAUGAGACCAACCUAUGAUCCAAUAAUGGUGACAAAAAAUGAAAAAGAAACCCGGGAAGCAUCUGAUCAUAAAGGAAACAGAGACUUGUAUAUUACCACUACAGCACAGAUAUGGCAUAAAAGUGGAAGCUGCCACGAAGUGACAAUUCCCAUCAGGAGGGUGCCAAGGAAAAACAAAAACAAAGUAACUACAGUUGAUGGUCAUGCAAGAAAAAAACCGACUAUCUCCCCUUACCGGUGUAAGGACAACAAAAGUAUGAACCUUCUACGAGCGAACCACUCGUUGGCAAUACUUCACACUGACGGGUAUGCAUAUUUUGGAGCCAAAGGAGAUAUUAAGGUCUGUUAUCCUUCUGUGGAACUGGAUGACGAGUACACUACUUCUCAGGUUGCUCUCAAAAGCGGCCCUUACAACCAGUAUGAAGCCAUAGAAUCAGGACGGGCGGUGAAUCCAAGUGUUUAUGGGGACAGACAAACAAGAUUUUUCACAUAUUGGACGAUUGAUGCUUCAGUAGAAACUGGUUGCUUUGAUGCUACUUGCCCUGGUUUUGUACAAAUUGGCAAGGAUAUAGCACUUGGUGCUGCAAUAUAUCCCAUAUCAAAGCCUAAUGAACUUCCAUAUCAAAUCACUAUCUUCAUCUUUAAGAGUUUAAACCAACUCCACUAA